Messenger RNA from Neopelma chrysocephalum (saffron-crested tyrant-manakin), 474 nucleotides. Its product is annotated as Sjoegren syndrome nuclear autoantigen 1 homolog. The transcript is spliced from 3 exons. NCBI's taxonomy places the organism in Eukaryota, Metazoa, Chordata, Aves, Passeriformes, Pipridae. Bases 1 to 342 code for a protein of 113 amino acids. Gene Ontology annotation, cellular component: centrosome; ciliary basal body. The record is from RefSeq and is a predicted model, not a curated record.
AUGAGCGGGGCCGGGGCCGCGCUGCGGGGGCAGCGCCGGGCGCUGCGGGAGGGGCUGUCGGAGCUCCGCGCCCGGCGGGACGAGCUGAGCGGGCGGAUCCGGGCGGAGGAGGCGGAGCGGGGCCGGCUGCAGGCGCGGAUGGCGGCGCUGGCCCGGCGCUUGGCCGACACCAGCGAGAGCCUGGCCGGGCUCCGGGCCGCCCGCGCCAACAUCGACCGCACCAUCGCCGAGACCGAGGCGGCCUCCGGGCAGGUACUGGACAGUUCUCAGACAUUGCUAAAUAUCCUGAAGGAAGAAAGUGGGAAUGAUGUAAAGCCAGUGAGCCACAAAGCAGUUCAUUAGGACAACAAGCACAUCAACAAAAGCAUUCCUAAACUUGAUUUUCAGCCUGGGAAGUCCUGCUGGUCUGGGACAGCUGCUGUUCUGGUACAAGGACACCACAUUUAAUAAAAGCCUUUGUUUUGCAGAAGUAAA